AUGAAGUUUGGGAAGUACCUUGCUUCAAGGCAAUUAGAGCUUCCAGAGUAUUCUGGACACUUUAUAGACUAUAAGGGUUUGAAGAAGCUUAUCAAGAAGUUAGCGGUACCUGCAAAUCAAAAUAACUCUACCAAUGGAUUAGUAUCAGCGACAUCGCAAGAAGCUCAACAAGCACUAAAAGAGAAUAAGGCAUCCUUUUUCUUUAGGGUGGAAAGAGAAUUAGACAAGGUUAAUUCGUUCUAUUUGGAGAAGCAAGCUAACUUGGCCAUCACUUUGGAUUUGUUGGUGAUGAAGAAAAACGAGUUACUUUCCAAGUCUAACGAAUAUGUGCAGAUAGGAAAUAGCAACACAUCUGGUGGGUCUUCAUCGGGCUCUUCAAAUGCUAACUUUAGAAAUUCAAUUUCGUAUUUGAAUUUAUACCAAAAUUUCAAGAAAAUACAUCAAGACCUUAUAAGGUUGCAACAAUUUAUAGAAUUAAACGAAACUGGAUUUCUGAAAGUUGUGAAAAAAUGGGAUAAAAGAUCAAAGUCACAUACAAAAGAAUUGUUUAUUCUGACAGCAGUUAGCGUGCAACCAGUUUUCCAUAAAAACGAAAUUAACGAAUUAAGUGAUUUAGUAACACAAUCCUUAUUUGAUUUAGAAUCUAUUUUAGAUGGGGAUUAUACUUCAAUCAAUAAUUUUGUAAAUAAAGGACAAUCAAAUGAUAUAAAUACUCAACAAAUAAUCCAAAACUUAUCAAGAACAAACUCAAAUACGAAUGUGGCUCAAUUACCCAACGAUACAACUAAUAUUGAAAGAAACGGAUCCAUUGGAUCAAUUAAUUUUCAGUCGUUAAGAAAUAAUUCUAUUAUUAAUUUGCAGAACAACGAAGUAGAUGAACUAUACACUAGUUUUGUUAAUGUUGCAACAAUUAAAGAUCCUGACUUAUCCUUAUUGUCACGUUGGAUAGAAAAAGUUAGAUCUUCGUCCAAGAGUCUGUCUUCAUCAAAUCUAGAUCAAAUUGUCAAAUACAAGUUAUCCAAAAUAUUUUUACUAGCUAUAACAAAUUUAAAGAUAUCAGAUUCAUUCUUAGAAGCAUUUUUGAAUUUAAUUAAUUAUGAACUUGAUUUCGCUUUUAUAAGUGAUGACUUCAAUAAUAAUAAGAAUAUCAUUCAUGAGUGUUGUUCUAUUCCUCCUGCGUCUACAUAUGAAAGCCAUCAUCAUGUUGUAAUAAACAAUGGAGUAAAGGUCAUAAAUUCAACUGAUAGUAUAAAUCAUUCCAGAACUUCAAUAGUAGACUAUAUUAUGAAUAAUUUACCUAAAAGUACUCGUGAACAAUUGCUUGUCUGCAAAGACUUCAAUGGUAGAAAUUGUCUUCACUAUGCUGCGCAAAAUAGCAGAAUUGAUUUGAUCAACUCUAUUUCACUGUUUUUUCCAAAAAAUCAUAUUGAUGAUUUAGAUAAUGAGUCAAUGUCAGCUUUGUUGUUAGCUAUUAAACAUGGAAACUUUGAUGUCAUUCAAAAGUUAGUUCAGAUUGGUAGUAAUUGUUAUCCCAAGUCUGACGACAGUAAAUUGCAAUAUCUUCCUAUUAACUACGCAUGUAAGUUUGGUGAUUAUAGAAUAUUGGAGUAUUUGUUAUCUAAAAGUCAGCCUAAUAAUAAGUUGAUUAAUCAGCAAGAUGUUGAGGGCUUAUUACCAUUACAUGUUAUUUCAAGAUCAGGUCAUCACAAAUUGAUUAAGCUAUUAAUUCAUUAUGGUGCUGAAGUGAAUCAAUUUGAUGGUUUGAAUAAAUGGACACCGCUUUUUUAUGCCGCACUGGAGGGCCAUGUUAAAACAACCCAAGAAUUAGUGAAAUCUGGUGCCAGGUUAGAUCUUCUUGACGAAGAUGGUUAUAAUGUUUUAUACUACUGUGUAAUUGAGGGUCAUAUCAGUGUUUUGAACGAGCUUUUAAGUUAUUAUAACGAUAUUUGUGGUAAACUUGCAAAUACUAAAAGUGCCAGUGCCCUUAAUUCAGAAAUGUAUUCAGAGAACAGUCGAAAAGGAAGACCAGAUUAUGGGACGGCGCCCGCUAAUAGCUCUACGAUUGAUAUGGCGAUGUCAGAUGAAGAGGAUUCGGAAGAUAGCGGAAAUACUGAUAAAAAUAACAUUGAUUCUAUUCCAGAUCUUCAAUUACCACCACCUAUUUUACCAUUAAGAAGGUAUGGUCAUAACUUUUUAGAACAGAAGGUUUUAAUCGAAUUGAUAUUUCCAAAUGACUCGGACUUUAUUAACUUAUUCAAUUCCGCAGCCGACAUGAAACCAGGAAGAAUAACACUUACGUCUAAUAUAUCAGAUAUUGUUCCUCGGAAUAUUUUGUUGCCAGUUGCAGACGAUACAAAAGCUAAUAAUAACUGUAUAUUCCAGGCUGACGUUGAAUCAUUACACGAAUUCAAGAUUGACUUCGAAAUAUUCCCUAAAUUUGGUACCAGACUCAUAGCAAAGACUACAGCCAUAACGUUUUCAAAGAUCGAUACUUCUUCGCCAGAAGUGAACUCCAUUCAAUUGCCAUUAUUUGAUUUAAGGUUAAGGAAUGUGGGACAGUUGAAAUUCAAUUAUCAAGUUAUUUACCCAUUCUCUGGAAAUUUACUUGAAACUUCGAAGUUUGAUACGUACUGGAAAUCAUCCACAAGUUAUGUGAAAACAAGAACUAAUUUGAAGCUUAACGCAGCUGGUGGUUUAUCGCCUAAUAACUUUUUAUCACCAUCAAAUAUUAAUGCCAAAGAUAGUAACAACAACGGAAACCAUAACAACAAUAGUAACAACAAUCCACUAACUUCAGCUAUUGAUUCUAGUGCCAACACUAUUCCUUCUUCUUUUGUGACUGCAACAUCCUUAUCAGGGGAGUACCUAAGAAUUAGAAUAUGUUUAUUAAACGACGGUACGCCAGUUGUCUGUCCACAGUGGUCAAUAGCAGUUACAGAAUUUAUUGAUUUGUACUUACCAAAUAUGUCAUUGGAGCAGUUGAGUUCAAUCACAGAUAGCCUUUUUGAUUACAGAAAGGUUAUAAGUGAUUUAUCCAAAAUGACAAGUAAGGACAUUUCAUUAAUCAAGAAAUUAUUGAAAAUCAUUUAUUUUCCGUUGAAUAUGUUCUUGGAUAUUUUGAAUGUUGACAUUAAUUUGAACUUGGAAUUGAUAUUUCCGUCAUCAUAUGAGUUAGAAAACUUACCUUUUGUUGGCAAUAUCCAACAGAAUUUGAACAAUUUUAUUGACUUCACCUUGAAUGAUGUAUUCAAUCAUAUAAGAUCACAGAAGAUUAAAAACGCUUCUGGCAAUGGAAGAUCAAUUAUUUUCUUAUCUUCGAAUUCGUUGAUUUGUAAAAUUAUUAAUUGGAAACAACCUAAUUAUCCUGUAUUCUUGAGUAUGAAUGGAAUUUCUUAUAAUAGCAAAAAAGGGAAAUUCGAGCCUAGGUCUGCAAAUGGUCUUUUGAUGAAUGAAGAUCCAUCAAAUGAAGAUGAAGAUAGUGAAUCUAAAUCUUCGAAGGACAGAAAUAUGAAUUGCGGCCAAGAAAUAACUAUUAGAUCAAUAAAAGAAGCAGUUAAUUUUACCAUUAAUAAUAACUUGAUAGGACUAAUUGCUUCAAUUCAUCUAUUGAAUUUUGUUCCUAAAUUAAUCCCAUUAAUUAGAUCGCGAGGUUUAAUUUUAGUGGCCGCAAGUGAUCUAGCCGAUAAUGAAGAUGAAGAUGUUGUCAACAAAGAGUUAGAUUCAUAUACAAGGACUGAAAUUAAUGGGUUGAGGUUUGAUGAUAUAUUAAGCUUUAAGGAUGAUAUAACUAUGUAA
This is a messenger RNA of Debaryomyces fabryi, 3795 nucleotides long. RefSeq names its product Pho81p (gene PHO81). Gene Ontology annotation, biological process: lipid metabolic process. The coding region runs from base 1 to 3795 and encodes 1264 amino acids. Gene Ontology annotation, molecular function: protein binding; phosphoric diester hydrolase activity. The transcript has a single exon. Lineage: Eukaryota; Fungi; Ascomycota; Pichiomycetes; Serinales; Debaryomycetaceae. The record is from RefSeq and is a predicted model, not a curated record.